Chanos chanos (milkfish) is the source of this 1870-nucleotide messenger RNA. RefSeq names its product INO80 complex subunit B (gene ino80b). Bases 452 to 1489 code for a protein of 345 amino acids. The record is from RefSeq and is a predicted model, not a curated record. Lineage: Eukaryota; Metazoa; Chordata; Actinopteri; Gonorynchiformes; Chanidae. Gene Ontology annotation, cellular component: Ino80 complex. Gene Ontology annotation, biological process: chromatin remodeling. The transcript has 5 exons.
AGUUGUAUUUUAGGGCGAAUGUUUCUUUCCUAUUCUUUCCGAUGAGAUGAUUUAAUAACGUUAACAGGGACAUUUCAGUGUUUACUCAGAGAAGCUUCGCAUCGUGUUUACUUGGCAGCGCCACGAAGAGAGUUGUUUGUACGUUGCUGCAAGCUAGCUAGAUAGUUGGCUGACUAAGUUGUUGUUAUGGUGCCGUCCAGUUAAGCCAUAUUUAUUCAGAUUUUUUUGCUGUUGGAUUUGAUGUAGGUUUUGUUCGCCAUAUCUGCUUCGAUUGAUCGUUUGCUAUAUUUUCUAAAUUUUACUCCUAGCAGUCAAGCUAGAUGUUUAAAUCUGAACGCCGGUGAUUUGGUAUUCUGUAACGAUGAGAUCCAUUUCACCCCGUAACAGUAAUCAGUAAUUAUCAAAAUAUACCAGUAUAGUCGCUAAUCUUCAGGACCGGGCGGAGAAGUCAAUGGGGAAAAGGAGAGACGCAAUUCAUCCCAGGUUUAUUGUAGGAGAUGGGGAUGAAACAGGGGUUUACAACGCUCACAAGAAGAAACAUAAAAAACACAAGAAGCACAAAAAGAAGCACCAUCGUGACGAUGGCCACAGUUUCUCCUCAGAGGCGCUGGAGUCCGACUCCGGCAUCGUUGUGAAACCUCCUCAGCUUAAACUGAAGAUCAAACUGGGAGGACAGACUCUGGGCACUAAGAGUGUGCCAACCUUCACCGUGGUCCCCGAUGCGCUACGCCGCCCGUCCCCUUUGAUGAUUGUAGAUGAUGACGACGACGACGAUGAUGACGAUGAAGAUGAAGAUGAUGACGAAGAACCAUCAGAGGGAGUUCCCAUUGAACAGUACAGGGCUUGGUUGGAUGAGGACAGUAACCUGGACCCAUCUCCACUGCCCGACAUGGACCCUGACUCCCCGCUGGAAGGCCCGAUGGAUGAGGAGGAGAAAUGGCUGGAAGCUCUGGAGAAGGGAGAGCUGGACGACAACGGAGAACUUAAGAAGGAGAUUGAUGAGUCUUUACUCACAGCCAGACAGAAAGCACUCCUGCACAAGCAACAGACCCAGCCUCUCCUGGAGCUGCCAAUGGGCUACAAGGAGAAGGAGCUGACCGCGGAGAUGAUGCAGAAACGGGAGGAGAGGGCCCGCAAGAGACGCCUGCAGGCCGCCAAGAAGGCGGAGGAGAACAAGAACCAGACCAUUGAGAGGCUGACCAAGACCAGCAAGGCCAAGAUCAAGAGCAUGAGGGAACGCAAGUCCAAACAGACCCAGUGCCCCAUGGUCCGUUACUGCGACUCCGCCCGGGGCGCCGCCGUCUCCUACCCGGCCGGCGUGCCGACCCCUACCCCCGCGCCCCCGCGUCCCUCGCCUCCUGCCCCCGUCAGCUGCGGGGUGUCCGGAUGUACCAACCUGAAGAGAUAUGCCUGCUCCAAGACGGGUGUUCCCCUGUGUAGCCUUGAGUGCUACAGGAAAAACCUGCUGCUUGUGGAGAGUGCAGCUUAAGCCUUUUUUCUUUUCUUUUUUUUUUUUUUUUUUUCUUUUCUUUUGUCUGUCCGACGUUUUCUUUUUUUGGAGAGCUUUUUAUUUUUCUCUCUGGGCUAAUCGAAUUCCCAAUGGUUUGAAGUGGUUAUGUUUCGAAUUGCUGUUGCAAGAGCACACAUCAAAGCCCAAGUAAAGUUUAUGUUUCGGGUACUUGCUACUCCAAUCCUUAAAGGACUGAAUUAUGUUUCACGACAAAAACCGUUGUUUAAAAUCAGUGCACUGGGUGAACUAGACUUGAUGUAUUUAUUUGGCAUGUUUUAUUUGGUUUAGACUAUGUAAGCUUUCAACAGAACAGUUUUAUUUUUCUAAGAAGACUGAAAAUAAACUGCCACAUGUAUACUC